Parathielavia appendiculata is the source of this 1998-nucleotide messenger RNA. RefSeq names its product glycyl-tRNA synthetase. The transcript is spliced from 2 exons. The record is from RefSeq and is a predicted model, not a curated record. Lineage: Eukaryota; Fungi; Ascomycota; Sordariomycetes; Sordariales; Chaetomiaceae. Gene Ontology annotation, cellular component: cytoplasm; mitochondrion. Bases 1 to 1998 code for a protein of 665 amino acids. Gene Ontology annotation, molecular function: ATP binding; glycine-tRNA ligase activity. Gene Ontology annotation, biological process: mitochondrial glycyl-tRNA aminoacylation.
AUGACCACGACCGCAACCACUCUCAAGGGCGAGCCCCUCGACAAGGCGGCUCUCGAGUCCCUACUGCGUCGGCGCAUGUUCUACACUCCCUCGUUCGAGAUAUACGGCGGCGUGUCUGGCCUCUACGACUAUGGCCCGCCCGGCUGCGCUCUGCAGGCGAACAUUAUUGACCUUUGGCGCAAGCACUUCAUCCUCGAGGAGGAUAUGCUCGAGGUUGACUGCACCGUACUGACACCCCACGAUGUUCUCAAGACCAGCGGCCAUGUCGACAAGUUUGCGGACUGGAUGUGCAAGGACCCCAAGAAUGGCGAGAUCCUCCGUGCCGACCACUUUGUGGAAGACGUCCUCGAGUCGCGGCUAAAGGGCGACAAGGAGGCCCGCGGCCAGCAGGUGGAGGAGAAGGAGGAGGACCCUAAGAAGAAAAAGAAGAAGUCCAAGAGCCACGAGGCCGUUAAGCUGGACGAUGCGGUGGUCAAGGAGUACGAGGAGGUGUUGGCGCAGAUUGAUAACUACGAUGGCGAGCAGCUCGGCGAGCUCAUCAAGAAGUACGAUCUCAAGAAUCCCGCCACGGGCGUGCAGCCCAGCCCUCCGGUAUCGUUCAACCUCAUGUUCCAGACGUCGAUUGGCCCCAGCAGCAACCUCCCAGGCUACCUUCGGCCCGAGACUGCGCAAGGCCAGUUCCUCAACUUUGCCAAGCUCCUCGAGUUCAAUACUGGUCAGAUGCCCUUUGCGUCUGCCUCGAUUGGCAAAUCUUACCGGAACGAGAUCUCCCCUAGGGCCGGUCUGCUCCGUGUCCGCGAGUUCUUGAUGGCUGAGAUCGAGCACUUUGUCGACCCCGAGGGCCACAAGAAGCACCACCGGUUCCAUGAGGUCGAAAACAUCGAGCUCGAGCUUCUUGACCGCCACACUCAGCUCUCUGGCAAGACAACCACAAAAAGUAUGGCCAUUGGCCAAGCUGUGAGGGAUGGUCUUGUCGACAACGAGACCCUGGGCUACUUCCUGGCCCGCAUUCACCUCUUCUUGAAGAAGAUCGGUAUUGACCAGACCAAGAUUCGCUUCAGGCAACACAUGGCCAACGAAAUGGCCCACUACGCCUGCGACUGCUGGGAUGCCGAGCUUCUUACCUCGAGUGGCUGGGUCGAGUGCGUUGGUUGCGCCGACCGAAGUGCCUAUGAUCUGUCUGUCCAUGCCAAGAAGACCGGGGCGCCCCUUAUUGUACGGCAGCGCCUGGAUGAGCCCCGGGUUAUUGAAGAGUGGGAGAUUGAGAUCGAGAGGAAGAAGUUUGGUCCCUUUUACAAGAAGGAUGGCAGGGCUGUCGAGGCCGCCAUCAUGGCCACCACACAAGAAGAGCGCGGCAAGCUUGCCAAGGAGAUGGAGGAGAAUGGAAAGGUGGCUAUCAGCGUCCCGGGCGUCGGCGAUGGCAAGGUGGAAAUCAGCAAAGACCUCCUGGCCAUCAAGUGGCAGAAGCGCGUUGAGAACAUCCGGGAAUACACACCCAACGUCAUCGAGCCGUCAUUUGGUAUUGGCCGGAUCUUGUACUCGCUUAUUGAGCACAAUUAUUGGACCCGAGCAAGCGAGGGCGGUGACGAAGCGCGUGGCGUGCUGUCCUUCCCUCCCGCGGUCGCGCCGACAAAGGUCCUGAUCGUGCCCUUAUCGUCGCACAAAGAUUUCGCGCCUGCGGUGCGCAAGCUCUCGCAGAAGCUCAGAUCUGCUGGCCUCUCGAGCCGUGUGGACGACUCGUCGGCCAGCAUCGGCAAGCGGUAUAGCAGAAACGACGAGCUGGGCACGCCGUUCGGCAUCACGGUCGACUUCCAAACCGUCAAGGACGGCACCAUCACGCUCAGAGAGCGUGACAGCACCCGACAGGUGCGCGCCGAAGAGGACAAGAUCAUCGAGGCUAUCAAGGCGCUUGUCGAGGGCUCCAAGACGUGGAAGGACAUCGAGUCAGAGCUGCCUCUCUUUGAGGGCCAGCAGGAUGUCGAGGUUCCUGUUCGUUAA